CUGCUCAUCUGCAAUCCCCGCUCAAUCCCGUUGCGGUCUUGCCUGCCAUUCGCUCUGCUGCCGCUGCUGUCGAGGAUGCUCUGGUGCUCUUCCCUGACCCGAGCAGCGAUACGCCGCGUGCCGUCGCUUGCAAGGCUCGAAUCUCCUCAACGACGCUGGUCCCAUGUCGGCGUUGCCUUUGACAUUGAUGGUGUGCUCGUUCGGGGCAAGAACGUCCUGCCCGAGGCCAAGCGGGCGAUCAAGAUGCUGGAUGAGAGGAACAUCCCCUACAUCUUCUUGACAAAUGGAGGUGGUGUCCCCGAAAGCGUCCGAAGCAUCGAGCUCAGCAAGCGGCUCGAAACCAAGAUCGAUCCCCUGCAGGUGGUCCUGUCGCAUAGCCCAAUGCACGAUCUGUCCAACAAGUACCGCGAUCGUCCGGUGCUGAUACUCGGCAAGGAUACAUGCAAGGACGUAGCGCUCGGAUAUGGGUUCCAGAAGCCCUUCCUUGCAGCCGAGCUGAUGGCAUGGGCACCGACCAUGUGUCCAUUCACUCCUGCACCAACACAAAAGUAUUCGACCACCAUUGAUUUUAGCAAGGAGCCGAUCGCCGCAAUCAUGAUGUUCCACGACUCCUGGGACUGGGGCCGUGACCUGCAGAUUGCGUGCGAUGUUCUCAUCUCCAGAGGUGGAUUUGCUGGCACAAUAUCCGAUCCUAAGGCGCCCCAAAGCGUCCCAAUCUAUUUCAGCAAUCCCGAUUUUGUCUGGAGCAACGAGUACCCAGUCAAUCGAUUCGCACAGGGCGCCUUCCGCCUGGCCCUCGAGCGGCUAUAUCAAGAGCUCAAGGGAGUGCCCCUCCAAUACACACAGUUUGGAAAGCCAACCGAGAAGACAUACAGAUUCGCCGAGGCCGUGAUGGAAGAGUAUGCACUGAAGGCCGGCAAGCUCGCGGGACCAGCAAAGAUUCGGCGAAAGAUAUACGGCAUCGGUGACAACCCAGCCUCAGAUAUCGAGGGGGCCAACAGAAACGGCUGGCACUCCAUUCUCGUGCGCACGGGGGUCUGGAGGCAAGACCUGCACGGAGACGACCAUGGAGCCGUCCACGUCGUGGAUCAUGUCGAAGAUGCCGUCCAACUGCUGCUGGAGCAGGAGGGGCUUGCAUAGAUAUUAUGUGCCUCUGUUCAAUUCCAUGGGGCACCCGCGCCAGCCAGCCAGCUCAAACGCAGAAGUCACUGAGCAAAAGCAAUUGAUCAAGCUGCUGUACAUCCCACAUCCCGCAGUCGCAAUGACCGUCACCCGUUGCUUCCAAGGUCCCAAACACGCCAGUUUACCAUCGACGCUCCGAGGCACACCUUUUGUUGCUGGGACUAGUGGCCGUGGUUGCUGACCCAGGCAGAAGCCAGCCCUUCAAGUGUCUGCGACAGUUUGGCAGUCCAUUCGCCAAAGCUUCCCGAGUCGCGAGGGUUGGUCGAGGCGCCCGGCUCCGCUGCUGACCUUUUGAACAGAACAGCGAGG
Messenger RNA from Polychytrium aggregatum, 1491 nucleotides. RefSeq names its product HAD-like domain-containing protein. The coding region runs from base 76 to 1140 and encodes 354 amino acids. Gene Ontology annotation, biological process: glycerophospholipid biosynthetic process. The record is from RefSeq and is a predicted model, not a curated record. Gene Ontology annotation, cellular component: mitochondrion. Lineage: Eukaryota; Fungi; Chytridiomycota; Chytridiomycetes; Polychytriales. The transcript has 16 exons.